AUGUCGCCAAAAUGCCCAGUGCCGCCGCUCCAAGAAAUAACCUUAUCGCUGGUAGCCCGACAACUGAUUCACGCCCUGUCGCGAGUGACUUCCGAGGAAGACUCAGCACUGCCAUUCGCCAUGGUCUCGUCCUACUAUGAAAGCAUGGGAGCGACCAAUGACAUAUUCCAAGAUCUCCUCAACUUGAUUCUCACUUCGGAGUACCUGGACCCGUCAAUCAGAUUUUACUCCAUGCGUUUGCUGCUCAAAGAAAACGUCAAAAGUCUCGCCACUGGAAUCUUCCCGUGCCCCUAUUACAGGAAAAUCCUUGAACUACUUAUCGAGCAAGGACACCACCUGACAGCUCUCAAUUUGAAAGGUGUGUGGGUUAAAGAGGAACAUCUGACGCUCAUGUAUCACUUACUGAAAAAUCUCACCAAUUUAACAGUGCUGAAUAUACCUUACAUCGCUAAUGAUGAAGUUCUGAAAUAUAUCGGAGAACACAACAAAGUCCUUAAAUUACUAGACGUGUCGGGGGAAACAGAUAUCACAGAAAUAGGUAUAGAUGCAAUGUUGACUGGUAACCCGCAGUUGACUAGGAGUUUGACUGUUGUCAACAUCGGUAUGUACGGCGAAGAGAACAUUGAUCACACAGAUGUUGCUUUAUUAAUACGACGGUUGCCCAACCUGACCAACCUUGGCAGUUACUCGUUCGUAGGCAAGUCAAUUUAUCACAUUUACAAUAACGACUGCCCUCCUAAUUUCCAAACGAAGUUGCAAUACCUCCACGACGUACAGACAAACAUGAGAACUAUGAAAGCGAUUGUAGCGCUGUGUCCAUUGCUAGAAACUAUUUACUUAGAAGAGCCUGACCAAGGAGUUUUGCAGCAAGUGAAAGAAUUAAAUGAAAUAAACAAAAUAAAACUCAAUAAAUUCCAGUGCCACGAACUCCAUCAGCUGUUGGAUAAGAUGGGGCAUAAAAUAAUUACGUUGAUGUUGUCGGGGUCAUCAGGGUCGUUCAACUUCACCAGGAUAGCGGAGACUUGUAGAAAUCUUGAGAGUUUAGAGUUCUUCCAAAUACAUACUGCAACUCACGAGGAAGAGAUACCAUUCAACAAGUUGGAGCACAUUGAGAUUAUACACGGGAAUCUGUCGUCAUCGUGCCUGAAGUACCUAAUGACAGGCAGCCCCAAGCUAAAAAAACUGAUCAUUGGCGAUGAAAUUAAACUGGAUGACAAUGACAUGUCGCGGAUGCUCCGCCGCUACAAAUUCCAGCAUCUCGAAGGCAUUUGGUUCCCGAACGCGCCGCGUCUCACACGAGACACGGUGGAACUGCUCAUGGAGACAUGCCCCAGUCUCCAGAGUCUAGGGCAGCUCAGUGGCUGGCAAUUUACUCCUGAUGACAUGAUGCUCAUGAGAGCUAUCAUUGCGAGCACCAACACAGACCUAGUCCUGUCUCCGUUGGGUAUCUUCCAGCAGGGAAAUUAG
Molecule: messenger RNA, 1467 nt
Organism: Ostrinia furnacalis (Asian corn borer)
Lineage: Eukaryota; Metazoa; Arthropoda; Insecta; Lepidoptera; Crambidae
Exons: 2
Coding region: 1-1467 (488 amino acids)
Source: RefSeq, a predicted model, not a curated record